AUGGCCGCUUACGUAGCAAUCGUCAGAGAACUGCUCCAUGAGUUCACAGAAUACAAAGUGGAAAGAAUUCUAAGAGAAAAGAACACUCAUGCAGACUAUUUGGCCAAGUUAGCAUCGGAUAACAAAAUAGAGAGACUGGGGGUGGUACCCGUUGAACACCUCGCGGAGCCAAGUAUUAGAGUCAUAGAAACUAUAGCUACAAAUGAGCAAGAACCGAGUUGGAUGGACUCCAUCAUCAAAUACAUAACGAGAGGAGAGUUGCCUCAGGAAAGGGCCUUAUCCAGGAUGCUACAAUAUCAGGCGCAUCGAUGUGUAAUGAUGGAUAAUGUCCUUUACUAA
Molecule: messenger RNA, 339 nt
Organism: Cannabis sativa
Lineage: Eukaryota; Viridiplantae; Streptophyta; Magnoliopsida; Rosales; Cannabaceae
Exons: 1
Coding region: 1-339 (112 amino acids)
Molecular function (GO): nucleic acid binding; RNA-DNA hybrid ribonuclease activity
Source: RefSeq, a predicted model, not a curated record